Molecule: messenger RNA, 294 nt
Organism: Rhinolophus ferrumequinum (greater horseshoe bat)
Lineage: Eukaryota; Metazoa; Chordata; Mammalia; Chiroptera; Rhinolophidae
Gene: TEX54
Product: testis expressed 54
Exons: 2
Coding region: 1-294 (97 amino acids)
Source: RefSeq, a predicted model, not a curated record
AUGGGCUGCUGCCAAGACAAGGACUUUCAAACCUCCAAGGGUCACGCCAAGGAGGCCCAAUCAGAGGAAGUGGAAGAGGAAGACACCGAAGGGAUUGAUGUGGACUCGUCGGACCACCAGAAUCCCAAGCGUAACAAAAGCCUGUUGAUCACCGUGCUGUGGAGGCGGCUAUCCAUGUUCAGCCGUCGGGGCUCCACGCGGUCAAACAGGAGGCAAUCAAUCCAGAAUCAAAAGCAUGGGUGUAUGUUACAGAACAACGCGGAGAAGGUCCUGGAGGAGCCGGAGAAGGGGUGA